AUGAAAGAAGCGAAGCUACAUGGAUUUUGGGGAAGCCCAUUUAGCCACAGAGUGAUAUGGGCACUGAAACUGAAAGGUGUUGAAUACGAGUACAUAGAAGAAAACUUUCCAAACAAGAGUGAAUUGCUCUUUGUUUACAAGAAAAUCCCAGUCUUUGUUCAUGGUGGAAAACCAAUCGCCGAGUCACUUGUCAUCCUUGAAUAUAUUGAAGAAAUAUGGCCUCAGAAUCCAUUGCUGCCAACUGAUGCUUAUGAGAAAGCCAUAGCUCGCUUUUGGGUUAAAUAUGGUGUCGAAAAGGCUUCUACUUUCCACUCACUUUUCCAAACUACUGGAGAAGAGCAAGACAAGGCAGGAAAAGAGUUCUUGGAAGUGCUAAAAGUCUUGGAAGAACAAGGCCUUGGAGAUAAGAUGUUCUUUGGUGGGGAUGCUAUCAAUCUUGUAGACAUUGCGCAUGGCUGGCUGCCUCAUUGGUUUGAGACCAUUCAAGAAGUUAUUGGUAUAAAAUUGCUGGAACCAACCACUCUCCCUCGGUUAUAUGCAUGGUUUAACAACUUCAAGGAAGUUACUGUCAUCAAAGAAAAUGUUCCUGACCCUCAGAAACUGUUGGUUUAUAUUAAAAAUUCAAGAGAGAAACUUGAUGCAAACCAAUUAAAUAACAAUUAGCAAAUAGGUGUUCUAAGGCAAUAUAUGGAUGAGCUAGAGAUUAGCUGGAAGUCAAUAAGGAUUGUUUCUUUAGUAUGAACUGUUCUUUACGGGACUAGUUAGAGUAGCUUCUAUUUCCCUUCUUUUAGCUAUU
Molecule: messenger RNA, 796 nt
Organism: Pistacia vera
Lineage: Eukaryota; Viridiplantae; Streptophyta; Magnoliopsida; Sapindales; Anacardiaceae
Product: glutathione transferase GST 23-like
Exons: 2
Coding region: 1-663 (220 amino acids)
Biological process (GO): glutathione metabolic process
Cellular component (GO): cytoplasm
Molecular function (GO): glutathione transferase activity
Source: RefSeq, a predicted model, not a curated record